UAAUUGUUCGAUGGCAGGAAUAAUAAUUCGAUUUUAACUACUCAACAUGAUGGAAGUGUUUUCAUUAUUAAAUAAUAAUAAAAUUAAUAAUAAAUAAUAAUUAAAGUUAAUAUUUCUUCUUUGCACUGUCAGCAAAUAUACUGUAUUUAUAUAUUUAUUUGUUGUGUGCUGUAGUAUACACACUCUAUUGUAUAGCAGCUCAUUUGUUGCUGCAUAUUAGCAACAUUAACUAACAUUACACUGAUAACACACUUAGCAUUGUAUUACAUGGCAACUGAAUUAUAUUUAAUAACUGUGACUUUGUGUUUUUUGACUUACUUUGCUCAGUGGAGGGUCGGGUUAAGAACAGAAUUCUCUGCAUAUAAACACAGUCAAUGAUUUGUCUUAUAACACAUUCAUCACUGGGUUAUUUCCAUAAUGGGAAGAAAUGCAAUUAAACAAUUACAAUAUCUUAUAUGUAAGAAAUGUGAUAUUCUCAUUUGGUCAUUCAUCUGGAGCUUUGCUUACGAUUUACUGGAGAGAGACAGAUGAGUCUCACAACAUGGUUUUUGUAUUGGUGUGUAACACUGUGCCGUAACUCCAGCUACUAUAGUAACCACAGUGAUACAAGCUCUUACAAAUACCUUUCCACAUCUGAAAGAGACCACAAAGUUUUCUGACAUGGUUUAAAACGCUGUGAUUUUCUGUUGAAUAGGUUCAGAGAGAGGAGAGAGAAAAAAUGGAGCAAUUAUUUCUCUGCAUGGUUUUUUGAGCAUGAUAUGAUUCCAUCUUAUUAAAGCUUUGAGUGAAGUACAUUCUACAUCAAAGAGCAAACAGGGAGGGCGGCGGUUGACGUUCACUGAACCUCUACUGCAUUAUGGCAAGUGAAUUAUUUUGAACACAAUCUCCACAAUUUGUCUGCAGCUGACCUUAAAAAAGAGACAUGGACCGAAUCAAAGCCAUCUGCUUCCAUGUCUCCUGGUGUUGGUGUUAUGUGUGAGUUUUUAAUGUCAUUAUUAGUAUUAUUUCAUUUAUAUAUGCAGAGAUUCUCUUGUUGAUAGAUAAAUCACAGUCUUAUUUAUAAUUUUUAAAUUUAUUAGUGUGUCUGUUUUUUAGCUGCGACAUCAUGUUGUCUUCAUUCAAAUCCCAACACUGAAAUAAACAUGAUGUAGCGUCAGACAGUAAUGUGUUUCAAAGUGCUCUACUUUACAGAGUGGGAGCAGUGCAUGUUGAAGCCUGUAGAUGGUAGCACAGGCAAGAUUUUCUACUUGUGUUCUUCAUCUUUAAGCUCACCUUACCAGAAUGCAUCUACAGGGCAGUGCAGUGCUUUGGUUGCUUGUUAUAUCAGCUGCUGCCUUAAUGUACAUCAGACAGUAUGUGACAGGGCCAGAAAAUGACGACUUUUUAUGCAUCUGGUGUGUUUCAAUUUGUGUGCUGUGCUUUUUUACUUUUUUAGUGUGUUAUUUGUGUAUGUUUUUUUAUCGCAUGUGGAGUGGUGUGAUUUAAUGCAUGUGUGUGCGAUUUUAAGUUUUACUUACUGGCUGGACUGCCCCUAAACAUCACACCUCCACUGACGUCAUAAUUACCAAUGAGCAACAGGUGUGGAAGCCGGUUUGACACCAAAAUGUGUGACCUAUCAGAUUCUGUGACCCAUAUAGGAAGUUAAGCGCCAGAGGCCUUGUUGACAUACAUAAAAUGGAGCUAAAAGAGUCUCAAAAAAGAUAAAUGAACACACUACAUUCACAUAUGCACACACAGUAUUCAUAAAUACACACACAGGAUACAUAAAUGCACACACAAUUAAAAAGCACACAAGAUUCACUAAUGCAAACAAAAAUCAUUGGGGGGGGGGUAAAAAAAUUGGUUCUGCUUAAUGUUUCUAAACCCGACAUAAACCUUUUAUUAUUGCAACAAAAAUGGUUCAUAUCUUUAAGGACUUAUCUACCUGCCGGGACAUGGCGGCCUCAGGCAUCAGUGCAACUAGCACCUGGGUUUGUUUAAAUGCCACAAUGCUGUGGAGAUUGAAGGGGGAUACCAGCAUGUAUGGCUAAUGUCAGAUGGACGUGUAAAUGGUCAAAUGUGUGGCUUCACUUUAUUUAAAAUAACUACGAGGCGAAGUGCAAUGCAUGUGAGAAGCUAAGUAGCUCUGAAGUAAUGUAGCUCCAGUCCAUCUUCUAGCUCCAAUAUCAUCAGCCAAUGCUAACAUUAGCACGCUAAUCACUAUGCCACAGGGCGGGCAGGGAUGACCGCCAAAUUGAAAAGGCUGUUCAUGUUCAGUCUUUCUUGCAUGCCAGCUGCUGUUUUUCAGGUUGCCUUCUGUGGAACGCUUCUUCGGUGGCUAUAAUGUUACUACAGCGCAGUUGUUAACAUUAAAUGAAUCAGAGUCAGAAAUACUUACAUAAGAAAUAAUGACUUUUGGAAGCCCUUUCAGCUCGCACCGUGUGCGCGCGUUGCUGACGUAUGCAAAUUGACUUGACAGACGUGCCCUUAAGGGAACAAUACUUUGAUAUAGCUACAUGUGAAGAAUACAUGGUCAAACUAUAAUGAGUUUGCUUGGCAGUGUUGUGUAACUUUGACUAGCAGCCAGCAGCUUGCUUGCUCAGACAGUAAAGCUGCUGGCUGGGCAGUGAAGUGAGAUCUACUGACACCUUACUGUGCAAUAUGGCAACAAAUUAACAUUACUUAAUUUAUCAAAAGUGACAAUACUAACGUUACUCCAUGUUGAGCCCCAACAAAUCACAGCAGGGGAAAUUACUUCGCUGCAACAGGCAGCUCUAUGUGAAAAGCAUCUGUGUGAAUUGGCCUUUAGAGUGAAAGCAUGAAAAAGCAGAAUGUUCAGUAAAAAAAAUACAUUUCUUAGUUUAAUGAAACAAUAAAAGUAAAAACACCUGGGGAGGGCAAUCACAACUGGGAAUCAAUAAGAACAAGAUCGAUAUGCAGAAUCACAAUCUGAAUCAACAAAAUUGAAAUGAUACCCAACCCUACUGCCAGGGAAUAUGUCUAUUAUAUUCAUCGAUUUGUCCUACGGUCUUGUUCUGUUUCUGUAAUGUUCUGUUCUCACAUGGACGUGGAACCAUCUGAUAUUUGUGCUUGUUUUGCAACAUUUUUGUAGUGUGUUUUCCCAGCUCCUCUCAUGCUGCAAUUACAACCAGUGGUGUUCCAUGCAGGUGCUGGGCUUGUCCCAAACUUUUCAUUUCAAUUAGCUUAAUUUGCAUGAAUGUUUAGGUGAAGAAUGUUGCUAAAGCAGAAAUUCACAUGAAUAUUGACAUUUGAUGCUCAAGAAAAGAUUAAUCAGUCAGAUAAAGCGUCAUGUAUUGUCUAUUAAGUGACACAUGUUCACUUUACUGACAGUGAGUAAUAUUCUUCUGACACAUUUAAUAUUGGGGAAGAGGAUGCCAGACCACUUGAAACACAAUGAGGUAAUCAUAUAGUAUAUAAUAUUGUAGAAUGGGUAAUGAUUAAAAUGUUAAUCAUUUGCAGAAUAGUGAAUCAUUAAAUUUUUUAAAGAUUGUGGCUCUACUUGAGGAGGAAUUUCCUAAACUGAAGACCUUACAAGGAGGUUGGAUGUUUUUCAAGUCUACAGGUAGAAUUUUUCUAAAUCUCCAAUUACAAAAAUUAUAGUUCAGAGAUAUGUCAUGUGAUGUCCAGCGAUGAAUUACCAUUCACACCACUAUUCAAGUUGUCAAGGACAGUGCUAUGACUUGUUUGCCUGACAAAAUAUAACUUUUAAUAUUAAUGAUUGUGAGACUGCAAGGUUUUAAAGGACUCUUACUUCUUUCCAUUUCAAAAUAGGUGGUAGCGGACAUUGCGAGCUGUCCAUAAUUCCAACUGACGCUGAGGGUUACUCCACAAGGCUUCUUAAAUCAGCAUCUAACAAUGGGAAAAACAUAGUAUUUGUAGUUCCACUACAGGAGAAGCUUUCUACUGAACCACUUUUCUAUGAUUCAGUAGAGUUCGCCAAGAUGCCACAGUCAAAAUGCAUUACAUGUGGCAGUCAAAUGCCUUUGCAGCUGUUGCCAUUGCAUGUAGAGGGAUGCAAUGGCGCAGUGACUGUAAGCUGUAUUACAACAUGUCUCUCAUUUCACUUUUUUAAUUUGUUCAAAUGACUGUUUCAAAGUAUUAAGUAUUUGUUUAUUAUAUAUAUAUUUUUAUUAAUUUUAUUUCUUUAGGAGAGUGAAUCUGGGACAUGUCUUGAUGAAGAAUGUUCAGUUCUUGAGCAGCCAGUCUCAUCUACCAUAGGCAUGGAUGAAUCCUUGGUCUGCCCAAUCUGUCUUGCAUUGUACCCAGCUGAUGUUCUCCCAUCUCAUGCAAGCACAUGUGGUGACAGCAGCCAGUCCCCCAAGGGGAGAAGAAUUGCCAGGACACUCAGUUCCACAAUCGUCAGCAGCUUCAACCUGGGCCACUGAAGUCGACCCCCAAAAAGCAUGCCAGUUGUUCAGAGAAGAUUUACUGAACCGUUACUCUGAAAGUCCACGCCUCUCUCUAUCACUCGACAUGUUUGAUGCAGAAGAUGAACAGGACAGUGCAUUCAUUUCAUUCUAUAAGCAGAAUAAUGUGAACUGGGCAGCUCCAUUCAAGUGCAGGCUGAGAGGAGAUGCAGCAGUGGGUGAUGGUGUCAGCAGACAUGUUUUGUCAAUGGCCAUGCAGAAAUUGAAAACUGGUUUCAGAAUAAAUUUAGCUGCUGUCCUGCGGGAAGGCAACUUAUUUGAGAUGGCAGGUCGUAUGAUUGGUCAUUCUUUCCUGCAUGGUGGGUUCAGCUUCUCGGGACUCAGUUUGCCUGUGGUGACCCUACUGACUGGUGGGAGCAUCGACACUGCAGCAUCGGCUCUGACACUGGAGGACUGUCCUGAUAUUGACCAUCGUGAAACAAUUGGUUUGACAGUGAUCCAGAGCAUUACCUGGCCACAACCCAACUUGGACAGCGACAAGGAUGAGGAAGACACUGUUCCAUUGGAGAAAAUCAGUCUUGUCACUGGAUUUUUGAGAAAAUUCAUAGAAUAUGCGUCAACAGAUGUGCUACGUGAUCUGAUGAAGUUUUGGGUGGGGUGGGAAAUGCCAACAAGACACCUCAAUGUUGAGGUUGUAACCUCAACUUAUCCAGUGGCUCUCACCUGCUUCUUCAAGUUAAAGCUCCCCAGCCACUACCAGAUCUUUCACCAGGACUUGAUGAUGGCCCUCAGUUCCAUACGUUCUGGCUUUGGACUUGUGUAGCUGCAAAUGUCAUCACUUAAAAGAGCAAUUCCUGUUAAUUUAUGCACCAUUUACUUUAUAAAGUUUGAUUAUUCUACUUGUCAGGCACCACCUUCACCUGUCGAUAAAUACUUUGAAGUUGGUUUGGUGAUUGUCUUUGGCCUAUGUUUUUAAAUGUGCACUAGUUCUUUAGUUAUUUUCAUAUUCUUAAUCCAAGUGUACUUUUGUGUGCAAUGAGCUUGGAUCAUAUAAAGAUCUUCUCUUGAGAGCUGUGGCAGCUUUCUCGGCCUCUCUCUCAUCAAGCUUAGACUUCAUAGACAUUUAGUUGUAAUUAUUGAACAGUUUAUACAGCUACAGCUACAUGUUAAUUCAGAUGUUUAGGUAGAUUCCAGUUUCUCCAAUAGUACUGUUACCCUUUCACAGUAAUCUGUUCUAAAUAAGUGUGUAAUCCUAACAAUGUUUUUGUAAAGUUUUGUAUAAUAAAUCAGUUCUUUAUUAAAAUGUCUUCACAAAUUGCAUGCAAAGCGCAAGUAAAGAAAACAUUUCAUACUAUU
Micropterus salmoides (largemouth bass) is the source of this 5723-nucleotide messenger RNA. RefSeq lists its product as uncharacterized. The coding region runs from base 4225 to 5190 and encodes 321 amino acids. Gene Ontology annotation, molecular function: ubiquitin-protein transferase activity. Lineage: Eukaryota; Metazoa; Chordata; Actinopteri; Centrarchiformes; Centrarchidae. The transcript has 8 exons. The record is from RefSeq and is a predicted model, not a curated record.